This is a messenger RNA of Agelaius phoeniceus (red-winged blackbird), 1747 nucleotides long. It is a transcript of the gene UNCX, whose product is annotated as UNC homeobox. Gene Ontology annotation, molecular function: DNA-binding transcription factor activity, RNA polymerase II-specific; sequence-specific double-stranded DNA binding. Gene Ontology annotation, biological process: regulation of DNA-templated transcription. NCBI's taxonomy places the organism in Eukaryota, Metazoa, Chordata, Aves, Passeriformes, Icteridae. The record is from RefSeq and is a predicted model, not a curated record.
AUGAUGGACAGCCGCAUCCUGGAGCAUCCUCAUGCCCAGUUCGGGGGGAUGGUGGGCUUCCCUUACCCGCUCGGCCACCACCACGUCUACGAGCUGGCCGGCCACCAGCUGCAGUCGGCGGCCGCCUCCGUGCCCUUCUCCAUCGAUGGAUUACUGAGCGGCUCCUGCGCCGCCUCUGUGGUCAACCCGGCGCCGCUGAUCCCCUCCGGCUGCGGGGUGAGCGGGGACAGCCAGCCCUUCAAGCUCGCAGACUCGGGUGACCCGGACAAGGAAAGUCCUGGCUGUAAAAGAAGACGAACCCGCACCAAUUUUACUGGCUGGCAGCUCGAGGAGCUGGAAAAGGCGUUCAAUGAGAGCCAUUACCCGGACGUGUUUAUGCGAGAGGCUCUGGCUCUCAGGCUAGACUUGGUGGAGUCCAGAGUGCAGGUCUGGUUCCAAAACCGCCGGGCCAAAUGGAGAAAGAAAGAGAACACGAAGAAGGGCCCGGGGCGGCCGGCUCACAACUCCCACCCCACGACGUGCAGCGGGGAGCCCAUGGACCCCGAGGAGAUCGCCCGGAAGGAGCUGGAGAAGAUGGAGAAGAAGAAGAGAAAGCACGAGAAGAAGCUGCUCAAAAGCCAAAGCCGCCACCCGCACUCUCCCAGCGCCCUCUCCCUCCACAGCACGCCCAGCUCCGACAGCGACAGCGGCGGCGGGGGAGGCCUCUCGCCCGCCCCGCCUGAGGCCAAGCCCCGCGGGCAGCCCCCGCCGCCCCAUCCGCCGCUCCCCGCCGCCGCCGCCCCCUCCGAGCCGCCCCCCGGCACCUGCGACCAGACGGCCGAGCCCUUCUACCCCAGCCAAAGAAGCGGGAGCGGGCGGCUCCAGCGCCCUCCCGACAAGGACUGCGCGGCCGCCCCGUCGGGGGACGGCAGCGGGGGCGCGGGGGGGCCCCGCGGCGCCGGCAGCUUCCACAAGCUCAACCCGUUCAGCGUGGAGAGCCUGCUCUCUGACUCGCCGCCCCGCCGCAAGGCCGCCCCGGACUUCCCCAGCCUGCCCCCCUGCGCCCCCCGCACCCUCAUCGGCAAAGGACACUUCUUGCUCUACCCCAUCACCCAGCCCCUGGGCUUCCUCGUCCCGCAGACCGCCCUCAAGGCCAGCCCGGGCCCCGAGGCCGGCCAGCCCCCCCGGGACUCCCCGCUGCCCGCCGCCAACCCCGGCCCGCCCGGCUGCGGCGCGGAGCCGGCGCCCGCGGGUGCCCAGCCCGGCCCCGGCCCCACGGACACGGCGGGCUCGGUGCCCCCCGCGCCGGCCGCAGCCUCGCACGGGGACCCGGCGGCCGCCGCCUCCGCCGAGGGCGGCAGCUUCCCCCGGCCCGAGUCGCCGGUCCGGGCGCGGGACGCCAGCACAGCCAGGGACAGAUCGGACUGCGGCCCCGCCGACGGCGAGGAGGUGGACAUGGACUGACCGGGCGGCCGAAACAAAACAAAACAACAACAACAAAAAAAAUCGAAACAAAAGUAAAAUAGAACAAAAAAAAAAAAAAAGAGCAAAAAUAAAAGCAGCCGAGAACGUCAGCGGCACCCCCAGCGCCCGUCACCCGUGAGGAACGGGGGAAGCGCUGCCCCGCUCACCCCACGCACGCCGCGCCCGCUGCCCACGGGAGGCGUUGGCACAGCCGAGAGAGCGGCUCUUCGUCUCCCUAGAGUUUAUCACAGGUCGAUUCAGGUGAUCAGUUAGAGCUUUUUGGGUUUUAUAUUUAAAGGAUUAA